Salvia hispanica is the source of this 1576-nucleotide messenger RNA. Its product is annotated as tubby-like F-box protein 7. Lineage: Eukaryota; Viridiplantae; Streptophyta; Magnoliopsida; Lamiales; Lamiaceae. The record is from RefSeq and is a predicted model, not a curated record.
UCUCUAGAGAUCCCCCAUGUCCCCCUCUCUCUCUCUCUAGCACUCAUUCUCCCUCUCUCUCUCUGCGGUAACGAGAUGUCGUCCAAACGAUCUUUUCUCCCGCGAAGAUUCAUCCGCUCAGUCACCAAAUCGCGCAAGCAAUCCAAGCACCGCGAUCUCCAGGACGAAAUCGAUCUCGGCAGAGAGGGAAGCAGGAUUUCAAACAGCGGCGAUGGCAAUGGUGUGUGGAGUGACAGCGAGAGGGGGCUGCGGGGGAGGCAGAAGCAGCAGCAGAGGAUCGCCGUCGAUUCGGAUGAGUCGGAUCGAUGGGCGGGGAUGCUGCCGGAGCUUCUCGGGGAAAUAAUGCAGCGAGUGGAGGCGAUGGAGGAGCAGUCGCCGCAGCGCCAAAACGUCGUCGCGUGCGCCUGCGUCUGCAGGAAAUGGAGGGAGGCGGCCAAGGAGGCUGCGGAGAAGGCUUCCGUUGAUCAUCCUGGGAUAAUCACGUUUCCGCCUUCGCUCAAAAAGGCAGGGCCAAAAGACUCACCGAACCAGUGCCUUAUAAAACGUGACAAGAAGAAUGCCACAUUUUACCUGUAUCUUGCUCUCUCCCCAUCGUUUACGGACAAUGGCAAGUUUCUCCUAGCUGCACGAAGAUACCGAAGUGGUGGACGCACUGAGUACAUCAUAUCAUUGGAUGCAAGUGAUCUAUCUCCGGGAAGUAAAUCCUACGUUGGAAAAUUGAGAUCAGAUUUCCUUGGUACUAAUUUCAAGAUCUACGAUAGCCAAACGCCCCACAGUGGUGCAAAGUCAUCGAGCACCAAGGCUGGGCGCCGUAUCGGAAGCAAGCAGAUAAGCCCCCAAGUCCCAUCUGGUAACUUUAAAAUUGGGACUGUGUCAUACAAGUUUAAUCUGUUGAAAUCUCGGGGUCCGAGGAGGAUGUCCUGCAAAAUCACAUGCCCGUCCUCUGAGGAAACCUCGAACGACGGACACGAACACGGAUUGAAAACAGAGAAGCAAGAUGCAUCACCCGCUCCCGGGUUCACAGUCUUGAAAAACAAAGCUCCGCGGUGGCACGACCACUUGGAAUGCUGGUGCUUGAAUUUUCACGGCCGGGUGACUGUCGCGUCGGUCAAGAACUUCCAAAUGGUUGCGACCGUAGACCAGAGCAAGCCUGACGGAAAGGGUGAUGCGGAGACAGUGGUGCUCCAGUUUGGAAAGGUGAGUGACGACACCUUCACGAUGGACUACAGGCAGCCUCUCUCGGCCUUCCAAGCGUUCGCCAUCUGCCUGUCCAGUUUUGGGACGAAACUGGCGUGCGAGUGAAGGAAGAGGCUGUCGGGUUCUACAACGGUGUCGAGGUUCGGCUUCUUGCUCAUGCAGCCAUGCCUCUAUUUCAUGAUCUAAUAAGUAUUUAAGGCUGCUGUUAAAUGAGUUUGAAGUAAAUUUUAGUAAAUAAAUUGUUUUUGCUGGUCUGAACAAAUUGAUGGAUCGUUUUUGCUUUUUUCACCGGCAGUUUUCUUUUGUAUCUGAGGGUCUGGUGAAAAAAAAUAUACGUAAAUUGUAAAUGAAGGUAUUCCAUUAUUUUGAUUUUUUUUAA